GCAUAUAUACACAUGAGCUCUCCCUUCGGCCCGCACACUCCAGCCUCACUGCUAUAAACCAAAGGGUAGCUAGGCAGAUAGCUAAAGGUACCUCCUCUGUAAGCAGAGAAGCUCAUCAAGAUCAGUACCAAGCAACACGUACCGAACUAGAGCAAAUCAAGGAUGGCGUCCGAGACGGUGGCCGGGAGCGUAUUAGCCGACGAGAAGGGGCCAUCCGGCCUGAGGCAUUACCAGGCGGGCGCCGAGGAGGAGGAGGAGCACGCCGGCGAGGGCGGCGGCAAGUCCCGGCUGUCCGGGCUGCUCUGGCACGGCGGGUCGGCGUACGACGCUUGGUUCAGCUGCGCGUCGAACCAGGUGGCCCAGGUGCUCCUGACGCUCCCCUACUCCUUCGCGCAGCUGGGCAUGGUGAGCGGCAUCCUGUUCCAGCUCUUCUACGGCCUCCUCGGCAGCUGGACCGCCUACCUCAUCAGCAUCCUCUACCUGGAGUACCGCACCCGCAGGGAGAAGGACAAGGUGGACUUCCGCAACCACGUCAUCCAGUGGUUCGAGGUGCUGGACGGGCUGCUGGGCAGGCACUGGAGGAACGUGGGUCUGGCCUUCAACUGCACCUUCCUGCUCUUCGGCUCCGUGAUCCAGCUCAUCGGCUGCGCCAGCAACAUCUACUACGUGAACGACCACCUGGACAAGCGGACGUGGACCUACAUCUUCGGCGCCUGCUGCGCCACCACCGUCUUCAUCCCCUCCUUCCACAACUACCGCGUCUGGUCCUUCCUCGGCCUCCUCAUGACCACCUACACCGCCUGGUACAUCGCCGUCGCCUCCCUCAUGCACGGCCAGGUCGAGGGCGUCAAGCACUCCGGCCCCACCACCAUCAUGCUCUACUUCACCGGGGCUACCAACAUUCUAUACACCUUCGGGGGCCACGCUGUCACCGUGGAGGUGAUGCACGCGAUGUGGCGGCCGCAGAAGUUCAAGGCCAUCUACCUGCUGGCCACCCUGUACGUGCUCACCCUGACGCUGCCGUCGGCGUCGGCGGCGUACUGGGCCUUCGGCGACCAGCUGCUCACGCACUCCAACGCGCUCUCCCUGCUGCCGCGGGACGCCUGGCGCGACGCCGCCGUGGUGCUCAUGCUCAUCCACCAAUUCAUCACCUUCGGCUUCGCAUGCACCCCGCUCUACUUCGUCUGGGAGAAGCUCAUCGGACUCCACGACUGCCGCAGCCUCUGCAAGCGCGCCGCCGCAAGGCUCCCCGUCGUCGUCCCCAUCUGGUUCCUCGCCAUCAUCUUCCCCUUCUUCGGACCCAUUAACUCUGCCGUAGGAUCGCUCCUCGUCAGCUUCACCGUCUACAUCAUCCCCGCCAUGGCGCACAUGUGCACUUUCAGAUCACCACAGUCCCGAGAGAACGCGGUGGAGCGGCCGCCAAAGUUUGCCGGUGGCUGGACCGGGGCGUAUGUGAUCAACUCCUUCGUGGUUGCGUGGGUGCUCGUGGUGGGCUUCGGGUUCGGCGGAUGGGCCAGCAUCACCAACUUCGUGCAGCAGGUCAACACCUUCGGCCUCUUCGCCAAGUGCUACCAGUGCCCGCCUCACCCUUCCGUCGCGUCGCCGCUCCUACCACCAUCAUCCAUGGCACCGAGCCCGUCUAUGCCCUUUAUUUUCAACAUGACCGGCACGCUGGCCCCGAUGUCUGCCCCAUCUCCAGCUCCGGCUCCGCUGCAUUUUGUUUUCCCCCACCACCAUCACCGGCACCACCGCCACGGUCUGUAAUCUGACAGACCACCCAAUAAUUCUACCGGUCGGACCGUCAGAGCUCCGUUUCUAGUUAGCUAGUUAAUGAGCAGUGUUACUUUGAUUAGCUCUAGUUCAAUCCAUGUUUUUUAUCGUUGUGUGUCUUCCUCUACCCCCUAGCUACUUCUUCAAGACAAGAUUACUAGUACUAUUAGCAGCUAGCCUCAGCUACCGCAGGAAGGGAAAACAAUGUAAUAGAAUGAGAGAGAUCAUCGUGAUUGUGCAAGUUUUCUCUGAAUGAAUGCAAGUUUUUCUUA
Lolium perenne is the source of this 2042-nucleotide messenger RNA. RefSeq names its product auxin transporter-like protein 3. The record is from RefSeq and is a predicted model, not a curated record. Lineage: Eukaryota; Viridiplantae; Streptophyta; Magnoliopsida; Poales; Poaceae.